Molecule: messenger RNA, 2556 nt
Organism: Cydia strobilella
Lineage: Eukaryota; Metazoa; Arthropoda; Insecta; Lepidoptera; Tortricidae
Gene: PIG-Z
Product: GPI mannosyltransferase 4
Exons: 3
Coding region: 91-2061 (656 amino acids)
Biological process (GO): GPI anchor biosynthetic process
Cellular component (GO): endoplasmic reticulum membrane
Molecular function (GO): alpha-1,2-mannosyltransferase activity
Source: RefSeq, a predicted model, not a curated record
CGCGGUCGUAAAUCUCGAUUUUAAAUCACAAAAAAAAAAAAAAACUAUUGUGUUGUGAUACUAAAUAAUUAAAUUUUUUCAACGCUCAAAAUGUUUCUCAAUACUAAAAUUUUAAAAGCUAUUCCAUUUAAAAAUCCGGUAAGGUUGCCUCUCACGUACUGGAUAUUAGUAUUUAUUCGUUUCGCCCUUACGGUCGCUCCUCAAUUAGGAUAUUUACACCCCGACGAGUUCUUCCAGAAUGUUGAGGUCAUGGCAGGAGAUAUAUUCAACAUCGACGUCGCAAAAACUUGGGAGUUCAACCCAAAAUUUCCGAUCAGAAACAUUUUAGUACCAAAAAUGAUUUUAGCGCCACCACUGCAUUUCAUUCGCAUACUCAAUCCUUACAGUAAAUAUUAUUUGGAUAUAAACUUACGAACACCUUACUAUUUACUCAUUAUCCCACGUCUGUUUGUUUGUUUAUUAUCGUUUGUUAAUGAUUACAGUCUAUAUAGAAUAUGUGUUUUAUAUGGUCAAAAUUUUAGAAAUCGACUGGUUAUAUUUGCAAGUUCAUAUAUUGUACUUGUUUAUUGUUGUAGAAGCUUUUCAAACACUUUUGAAAUGGCAUUUUUUUCUAUUCUACUUCUUUUGGUAGCUGAAUGUAUGUUGAAAUCUGAUAAAGUAAUAUAUCAUGAUGAGUUUUUAAGAGAAAAAUAUGAUAAGGCAUCGACUCCAGUUGAGAAAGUUAAACUGUUUAAGCUGAAAAUGCAUUUACCGGAGCAUUCCUUGAAUCAUGUGUUUAUUCUAGCCACUCUGGUGGUUAUAGGAAUAUUUAACCGUCCAACAUUUGUAGGGUUUGCAUUUCCGCCUAUAUUCUUCUGGCUGCAUCGUGGCUUGGGGUCUAAAGUUGUUGGUUUCAAAGACUUUCAUGUUCGUAUAUUCAUGUUUAUCCUUUGUGGGGUACCGUCGGCUUUCCUUCUCAUACUGGUGGACUCUGGUUACUAUGGUUACUUGACGAUGGCUGAUGUUGAGUUGAUGAAGUGGUCAUGGGAUAACUGGGUGGUGACGCCGCUGAACUUCCUGCGGUACAACUUGGACAUGAAGAACCUGACGCAACAUGGGUUGCAUCCUCGCUGGUUGCACCUGGCAGUCAACGUGCCACUGCUGUUUAGUGUGCUGGCGGGGAUGGCUUUCGUCACACUGUCAACAAACACAUACAGGUUCAUCUGUGGGCACUACAGGAAACUGCCCAGGAUACAAAGCAUCACUGGCUUGAUGUUGUUCUCCCUGGUGAUCCCUGUGGCGCUGCUUUCCCUCUUCCCUCACCAGGAGGCUCGCUUCAUCAUCCCCGCACUAGUACCCCUCGUCUACCUCUACGGGAACAGGCUACAUCCAAACGAAUCCGACCUACCCAAUCACAGGAAACUUAAAAAAAUACUCCUUUAUACUUGGUUCAUACUAAAUGCCAGCCUCACUCUUUUUUACGGCUUUUUACACCAAGGCAGUAUCUAUUCCUUCGCUAACACGCUACACAGAGAAAUCAAAGGCACGUACGGUACACACACAUACGUAAUAAGCACGCAUAGUUACAGCAUACCCUCGUAUUUGCUACAAUUAGAGAGUACGACGAAAGUGUACAAAGAUAGACACACUGGACACAAAUAUAGGCUCACUCCAACGACCUUUCUAUACAAAUAUGGUUCUAUGCCUAUGGACGAACUCUUUACGAAAGUAGACGACGUUCUUACAAACGCCGAAAUGCUUUUACAUGAAUAUAAGAAGCAAUACAGAUUCUACGUGGCCACGCCUUGCUCUUUAGAGCUAGAAGUAGAAGAGGCAGCCAAGAAAUAUUAUUACUUUAAGUUGGUGGACGACUUUAGGUAUUAUCCCCAUUUUUGUACGGAAGCGGUCCCUAAGUUCCCAAGUCGCCACGACCAAUUCUGCGUGGAAAGAAAUCUCUUAAAGAAUGAAUCUCGAGCUGUAGAUCUGAAUAUGUUCCAGAGAAUCUCUUGUUAUUUUAAAAAGUUUUGUCUUAAGAUUUAUAGAGUUAAAACAGUUGGUAAAUAUGAUAAGAUUGAUAAGUAAUGUUAUUUAUAAGUAUAUUCUUUUUUCUUUGUCAAUAAUUUGAGAGGUUAUUAUAUUAGAUAGGUAGGUCAUAUAAGAUACAUCACAUAAACAAAAAAAUACUGUAAAAUUCUACUUGUUUAGACUACUUUUGUAUGUUUAAAUGGCAUUAUUAUUGAUUUAAUAUAUAUAUAGUAAUCUUCACCACACAUUCAGUGUCGACCACACUUUUAACUAAGAAUUUUUAAACCUUAUUACAAAGAUAUAAGAUCUAUAGAUGGUUAAAAAGAGUGUCGUGUAGGGGUACUGUUAGUACAUAUUGUACGCUUAAUUAAUGUCAUUAACGGGUCUAAUGCGAUUAAAUUUCAUUAUUUUACCUUUUUUCCGAUGAAAUUUAAUCGCGUUAGACUCGUUAAUGAUAUCAAUUAUGUGUACACAACGCGUGAGUUUAAAGUGUGUACGCUUACUUUAUUCGUACUUAUUGAAGAUUCAUUGUGUUCAAGGCCGUCUUAGGCC